Molecule: messenger RNA, 441 nt
Organism: Trypanosoma brucei brucei TREU927
Lineage: Eukaryota; Euglenozoa; Kinetoplastea; Trypanosomatida; Trypanosomatidae
Exons: 1
Coding region: 1-441 (146 amino acids)
Source: RefSeq, a predicted model, not a curated record
AUGUUUCUUGUAGAGGGCACUUUGUUUCGAGUAUCAAUUUCUUUUGGUGGUUUUGCGUUACAUUUUUUUUUGUCGCCUGUUAGUUUGUUUGUGUAUGCGGCUAUUCGCUGUUUCGUUUUACUUCAGAAGGGUACUGUACUGACGCAUUUGGCAAAUUCAUUUGCAAUAUUAUUAUUAUUUUUUUUAAAGGAGAAAAGAAGGGAAGGUGCGAGGAGCUGGUGGCCCAGAACACUAGUUGAAUCUCCCACUCCUUGUUUGUUUCUUUUCUCCUUCGGAUUUCUUCUUCCUUCAAGCGCACUCGCUGAACGUGUUUUUCAUCGCGGGACUUUCAUGGUUUUUUCCCCUGCCCUACUGGGACGAUUCAUCCAACGCGCUCGGUAUGUUCUUCCUCCCUUUUCACGUUGUUUGGUGGAUUCAGCUAUCCGUUUGCAUCUCUUUUAA